UUAGUACCUGUGUAAUUUAAAUGGAGAGGAGGACAAGAUGGGUAUUUACGAGGGAACAAUUGUUGGACACACCGUCCAGAAGAGGUGGCAUGGAACCAGAAAGAGAAUCAAGUUACAGACGUCAAGCUGCUAAUUUUAUUCGACACGUGGGACAAAAACUCUCUCUACCACAGCUCUGGAUAAAUACCGCAGUUGUCCUCAUGCAGAGAUUCUUCAUGUACCAAUCGUUCACUCGUUUCGACAGAAAUGUCUUGUCUCUGGCUGUUCUAUUUUGCGUUGCUAAAUCCUUUAAGGAGGAAGAUGGAAGGAUUCAUCCUGUGGUAUUUCUUAAAACUGCUCACUCCUGUCUCUACAGAGAUGCAGCACCCCUCGAUCCCCACUCUCCUCAAUACGAGAAGCAAUUAGAGGACUUGCUGUUUUAUGAGUAUGUCCUGCUUGCAACACUGGCCUUUGAUUUUGACAUUGAUCAUGCACACACUCACAUUUUGAAGAAUUCUCAUUUAGUCACUGCGACCAAGGCUUUAACCAAGGUUGCGCACGACAUUGCAUCGAGCAGUUUGGAGUUCACCACGAUGUGCCUGCAGUAUAGACCAACAGCUGUUGCCUGUUUCUGUCUGCAAUUGGCAUGCCAAUGGGCGAAUUGGGAGAUUCCUCCGCCGAAGGAUGAGAGGCCCUGGUUUCACCACGUGGACGAGAGCCUGACUCAGGAGUUCAUAAACCACCUGAUCGCCAAAUUUCGUCACAACGUCGGUGGGUACUACCCCCGCCUCCAGGAGAAGAUAAUGUCCAUCUUCUACAAGGACAGCCCAGUAACGCCUCACCCGAGUCCCUCGAACUCGCCCUGGCGAGAGGUCUGUCAUCCAGAGAAUAGCCCAGUCCUUGAAAAAUUCCCAAAAGGGCGACAUCAACCCCAUCCUCAGAGUUUCCACCGUCCCCCAGCUCUGCCACCCCCUCAGCUCCCUCAAAAACCAGCUGGAAGCCUCCACAACAACCACAAGACCCUCCCGGCGUCUGCCGAACAUCUCCACCACCAGGAGAAGUUCCUCACCCCAGGAAAAGCCCCUCAAAGCCACUCAAAUGCUCAAAAAACUCAUCAGAAGCCCCAGAACUUCUCGAAAAAUACAGGAUCCCCUCCAGGACACCUCCACCAUCAUCACCACAGGCACCACCACCUGGAACACCGGAAAAGGCAAUCACCUGGUGUGAAUUACCUUGAACCUCCCAGAAUUGCUCAGGAGUUUCCUCAGAAUCACGAGAAUUCCGUAGAAAAAAUUCUCAGCUCGAUGUCUCCAGGGAUUUCUGUAGAGGAUCAACCGAGCCUCGAGGUCCCCGAUGACCUCCUCGAAAUGGCACCUCCAGAGAAUUUCGACUUCGAACACAUUUUCAUGAAUGUUGUGGAGAGCCUCACGUCCAUAACAAACCCGGAUCCCCCCAGGGGUCACAAAUCAGAUGUCGAGGGUGGAGCUCACCAGGAGGUGCCCGCCAUCCCCUCAGGAGUGGAUUCCAUUGACUCGGGGGUAUUCUCUCAGCCACUGAGUCAAUCUCUGAGUCAAAAUGUCCAGAGGUUCGAGGAAAUUCCAGGGGACGAGUCUUUUGCCUCGAUAUUUCAGACUCCAGGGGGAGUUGAUGCACCAGGUGGUGAUUCCAGUCAUCUCCAAGGGUUGGAGAGGAGGGACGAUGUCUUGAGGGACGACAAGAAGAGGAGGAAAAAGGAGAAGCAUAAAAAGGAGAGGAAAAUGGAGAGAAGGGAGAGAAAGGAGAGGAGACGUAGAGAACAGGAGAGAGAAAGAGGUUUUGUAUCGCCCAUUAAAAUCAAAAUUCCUAGGGAGAAAUUGGGAAAUUUCGGGGGGGAGAUGGAUGUUGUGGGGGACGUGGGGAUCACCAGAAAGAGGCAGAGGGAGGAAGGGGGUGAGAGUCAGGCGAAAAGAUUUCAGGGAGAUUAAGGAGAGAGAAUACGACUGAGUUCUGCGGGAGAAUGUUUAAUUAGUGCCUUAGACGAGUUUGUAUUUUGAUAAAUGGUUGUGAAGAAUUGUUGGAAGUUACCAGAUUACGUGAUUAAUAGAACAAUUUAUUUCGUAAUUUAUUUGGUGUACUUUAUUUAUCCCUGACA
Messenger RNA from Fopius arisanus, 2110 nucleotides. RefSeq names its product cyclin-T1-1-like. Gene Ontology annotation, biological process: positive regulation of DNA-templated transcription, elongation; regulation of transcription by RNA polymerase II. Bases 21 to 1943 code for a protein of 640 amino acids. NCBI's taxonomy places the organism in Eukaryota, Metazoa, Arthropoda, Insecta, Hymenoptera, Braconidae. The transcript is spliced from 6 exons. The record is from RefSeq and is a predicted model, not a curated record. Gene Ontology annotation, molecular function: cyclin-dependent protein serine/threonine kinase activator activity. Gene Ontology annotation, cellular component: cyclin/CDK positive transcription elongation factor complex; nucleus.